This is a messenger RNA of Colletotrichum lupini, 1758 nucleotides long. RefSeq lists its product as uncharacterized. Lineage: Eukaryota; Fungi; Ascomycota; Sordariomycetes; Glomerellales; Glomerellaceae. The coding region runs from base 1 to 1758 and encodes 585 amino acids. The record is from RefSeq and is a predicted model, not a curated record. The transcript has 20 exons.
AUGCGUUCUGACAAGACUCUUCGCUUGUUCGUCAAGGUGCACAUCGUUCCCAACCCGCUACUUAAAGCCGCACUUCGCGAUAGCUCUCAAGCGGCGGUAACCGGCCUCUGCUCCCGCGUGCCGGAACUUGAACCCCUGGCCAGGGCGACGACUCCCUUUAACUCGAUCUGCGUUCAGAGCUUGGCCGCCCGGCAUCACAGCUCCAAGAAGUUGCAAGUUUGUUCAAGUUCUGGUAAACGGAGAGUAAUUGUGAUGGACAGUGACAAGCCAACCGCGCUUUCUCAGCCUGGCAAGAGCCAUACUGAUGGAUCGGACCGGGUAUCUGCGUUGGCCCUUGAUCCUGAACUGGCAAUCGUGUCGGAGAUUCCUCCACCACAAAACUCGCGGGUUUCACUUUUUGACAACCGGCAAGGCUGGUAUCGGAAACCCACACUCAACACCAAAUGCUACACGAGGGGCCUAGACUCUGAGGAAGGAAUUGCCAUUGCGAAGGAAGCCGAUCUCGAAUCGGCUCUGUGCAUCGUAUCUCGCUGCUUGCUCACAGAAUUUGACACCUAUGCCAUGCCGUCGAUGCAGAUGCCGUCUCAUUCCCGCGCCGAAAUUCUAGGCCCGCCUAUCCCCGGUGACACCCGGGCGAGGAAAUAUGGUUGUCUCACAUUUCCCAACGACAACGACUUUCAUUCCAGACUCCAAGUUUUCCAUGCCACGCACGUCACUGCGUGCUCGCCACGCUACAGCGUUUUCGAGAGCCUGAAUGUUUUCACCUAUCGCGUGCUUACUUACCUAUCCCUGUUGGCAGAAGAAGUCUCGACCACUUCAAUCUUCAAUUUUCUGUCGACAUUGAAUGCGUUCACGGUGCCUCGCCAGCUUGGUAAUCUGAUUAACCAGCCUGAUACGACUGAACGUUCGAUGAUGGGCCUGGGCCCCAGUUGUGCAUGUCCGGAAAAAGAAAAGAAAAUAAGGAGAAGGAUCGUCCCCGACGAUCAUCGCCCAACCGUCCUAUGGCAUCAUCAGUUUCAAUUACCUCCGAACCAGUGCGAUAUCAUGAAUACCCAUAGCAUUUGCCUGCUAUUUCCGGAUCGCCAUGUGGCUGCUCUACAUUUGAAAAGUCUAGGCAAUCUCGAUGAGCGAGUGUGCCAUCAUCCAGACGUCUUUUCUGACUACUGGCAGGCAGUUAUAGCCACGGGGCGUAUGUACCGGGCCGAUGCUGAAAAAUACCCAUCGAUUCCAUGGAAUAGCUCUGAUGGCACGAUGGAUUACAGUCGGGGGCCACGCUGCAACAUAGGAAUUCUCCGCGCAGUCAAGUCGAGUGACGUCUUAGUUGAAGUGGCGAUUUCUCGCUUCUGGGUCAACCUUUUUUUCCACCGGGAACCGCAUUACAAUCAAGGUGGGAAGGUCCUCGUGGCAUUGCGCUCCACGAAACGGCAGCAAGGGCCGGCCCGCGGCUACCCUGGCGAAUUUCCCAGAUAUGAUGUGAUGGUCCUGUGGUACCGGCCUGUCGUGGCUGUUACAGUCCAUGAUUGCUUGGACCGCGAUCACGGGGGUUAUUGCUCUAGCCCGACGACGGCAUUCGUGCUACAUGAGAGCAUGCAGGUGCUCCAAGCAAAGGUCUUCGCCGUUGUGCCAUACUACAUCAAUGGCUCAUCCUUUUAUCAACGCACAGUUGAUAGACCCGUAAGAAGUGGUGCCUCAACCGUAAGCAUAUCUCGAAGCAGUAUGGUGUUUGAACAGUUGCGCAUUGAGAAGGUGGAACCGUAG